Fopius arisanus is the source of this 762-nucleotide messenger RNA. It is a transcript of the gene Saysd1, whose product is annotated as SAYSVFN motif domain containing 1. NCBI's taxonomy places the organism in Eukaryota, Metazoa, Arthropoda, Insecta, Hymenoptera, Braconidae. The record is from RefSeq and is a predicted model, not a curated record. The coding region runs from base 159 to 614 and encodes 151 amino acids. The transcript has 2 exons.
AGUCGACUUGACGUUUCAACAUAACAAUAUGCCACAACCUAUCGGGUUUGGUUUUGAUAAUCAGUAACAUACACCAACAAUGCGUCUACCUAAUUUUAUAAAUAAUUCAGGAACAAUCUCAUGAUAAAGAACAUAAACAAAAGAUCACUGAUAAUUCAAUGGAGGCAAAGCUUGAGGCUUACAGAACGAAAAAACGUAGAGAAGCAAUGGUGGAAAAAGCGAAAAAUUCUAUAAAAGGUGCUUUCUCUUGGCAGGAACAGUCAGUCCCUUUGAUGUCACCAAAACUUGAGGAUACAGAUGACCUGGACAGUAUUGCCUCUGAAGAGAGCAUCGACAUAUCACCGCAGAGAAGCUCAACAAUUACACAAGUGACUUAUUUUUUAUAUUUCCUCUUGUGGGCAACACUAUACGUGAUAGCACUGCAGUUUGAGUUCGGCGCUGUUUAUUUUAUACUCUCAGCUUUAAUAUUCAUAUGGAAAAAUACAAGGUCUGGCCCGAGGAAGAAAGGAGAAGUCAGUGCUUACUCUGUUUUCAAUCCAAACUGCGAAGCAAUUCAGGGAUCUAUCAAUAUGGAACAAAUCGAACGAGAGAUGGGAUGGGGUACGCACAGUUGAAUUAUAUAAAUUAUUCAGGGCUUGACAAUGGGAUAAUUUAUGUUAAACAUUGAAAGUUUGGUGAUGAAAAUGAUGUGAAUUAGAACGAAAACUGAACAGUUGAAAAGAAAUGAAUUAAUUGACUAAUUGAUGGGCAUGUCUUUGUUGA